Messenger RNA from Trypanosoma cruzi, 2979 nucleotides. RefSeq lists its product as uncharacterized. Lineage: Eukaryota; Euglenozoa; Kinetoplastea; Trypanosomatida; Trypanosomatidae. Bases 1 to 2979 code for a protein of 992 amino acids. The transcript has a single exon. The record is from RefSeq and is a predicted model, not a curated record.
AUGUUGUCGCUGUCUCGUCUUGAAGAGGUGGCCGGAAAGGCAGAGAAGCUGCGAUGUCUUUUGCGCAGUGCAUUUUUUGACGACGCCCCGAGGAUUGAAGCGGCCAUCUUUGAGCAGCUUUUACAGCUGUUGGAGCACUGGUUCCCCGCCACAUCUUCUUCUAAUACAACUCCCGCACCUCAAUUGGAUGGUGAUAAUGAUAAUGAUGCACGCCUUCUCAUUGAACAAUACUAUCUUCAGGAGGUGUUUGCGGCCUUGCUGUUUCUUUCGGAUGAGUCUUUUUUUCUGAACCGUGCGGUGUCUGUCGUACUUCUUCCGCGUCUUGAGAAAUGUAAUGUUCUCAAAUCUGAGUUUUACGUGGAUCUGCAUGUGCGGCGGUUUUGCACGGAGCUGCUGCUUUAUUUUUGUUUUUCUCAGGUAUGUCAGACACCUCGUAUCGUCCAGGCGCUUUAUCCUCUUCUUCUUCACGGCAAUCAUGCGUUGGUAAAUGGUGCAUCGCAGAACCAAGUCGGGGAGGGUCUUUUUGAUACACCUCGAUUUCUUCAAAAGAAGACCCUUGUCUCCAGCCUGCUCAACGGUGUCAUGCUGACGCUUCAUGAUGGCGUCGUGGGGGUGUUUCGUGUGCUGCUACUUGAUGACCGCGUGGAGGACGGCAUGACGGUGGAUGCUGCUCGACACAUCGCAUCCCUUUUUUCUACUCCACUUCGGCGUGCGUGGCUUUUAAAAGAAGGCAGCGUUACAUACACGAAAUGUCUAGGAUUGGAUGAGCAGGCGCUUCUGCUCUCUGUACAACUGGUUGACCUCAUGGCGUCUGAUACCGAGACGUCCUUGACUCCAGAUGAGGAACGAGUGCAAAUUCGUUCAUCCCACUUUUUGCAACAGCAGAAGAUUAAUCAAGAAAAACGUUUUUUAAAGCGUGAAACAAUUCAGGAAAGACUGCAUUUGGGGAUUGCCACCAUUUUUAACGCCACGUUGCAUUUAAUGCCUCGGAGCGAGGACAAAUCGCUUUUUGCCCGCAGCUACAAAUGCUUCUGCCUUUACAAUAGGCACCUUCUCACACCAGCAUUUUGCGUCCUCACCUUACGCGUGGCUGCUAAAGCUGAUACAGAUGAGAUUUUAUUUGCACUACGCCGUCUCUCAGUGCUUGCGCGGGGUUCCACGCUCGGUCCGUCACCAAGGGCAUUGUUGCUCACUCUGGAACCACUUUCGCCUGGAAUACUGGAGUUGCUUGCGCUUGCAGAUACCCUUCCAGUGCAACACUCUGCGCUUCUUCAAAAAGUGUUAGGGGCCUUAUGGGAAUUAUCGGCGCAGUUUGAAACACUGGCGCAUAUGUUUGUGCGAGGUGCAUUUAUGCCUGUUCGUGGGUCUUACUCGGUGGACCGAGUCCAGGCGAAGGUGAUUGUGGAUUUCGAGCAUGCCUCUUCAAGUGUCAUGCGCAUACGUGGUUUGCAGCGUCUUUUAUUACACGGCAGUAUUCCAAAGGAUGCCAUAUGUAAGUUACUAAUGGCGAUGGCAACGAUGUGCCAACAGCGUGCUGCGAUGGCAACUGCUGCUCACGUAGAAGAAAAGAAAUGCUCAAAAUCGGCUGCAUUUCUGUUUGCAGAGAAUGAAUUGGAGAUGAAUUCAGAUAACGAUAAUGAAGAUAUUAUGUUGGCACAUAUGGUAGAAGAAAUGUGCCUUAGUCUGACUUCGGAUGAAUUGUUUGGGACGUGUGUUACCCUUGAUCGUAUAUGUGAAGUCCUGUCCACGGUAGUGACAAUAUCAUACGCAUGCUGGCAUUGGGCAAUGCUAUUGAUUCCCCGUAUUCUUUCCGUUAAUGUCAUUCACAGUGUCUUUGCACAAUAUACGACAAAUAUAGAAAGGCAGAAGGCAGCACGCUUGUUUAUUUCUCAGGCGCAGAGGCUCUUAUCUUUGGUGAAUGCCUUACAUGAUGCAGUUGUUAAUACCGAAGCCACAACGACGCUGGAGAACUGUAUUGCUGCAGUACAGCAAUACAACUCCGAUGCGGAUGUGGACGAUGCUACAUUUGUUGAAUGUCGAGGCAUUGUGCGGUUGCUUGAGGAAAGCCUUGACAUGAAGUCAACGGCAUCGCUUGUGGUCCAUCUCCUGGCACUCGCACGUAUUGCAGAGCAGGCUGCUUCUUGUCUCCACCGAAAGCUUUUGACAGCUGAUAAGAAGAACCUGAAUGAAAAUCCAUUCAGCGACUCUGUGGAAGGCAGGGAUGUUGUGCAAACCGCUUUGUGGCUGCUUUUUAGAGUGCUUAUUGAGGUGGAUGACGCGUGUGCGGCUGUGGCUGCGUGCAAAACGGUUGUGUGGUGGUCUCUUGCGCGUUUGGACUCCGUAGAUUCUUCAUUUGUGGCACGCCUUGUGGUGGGUCUCCUUGGCGUGGAGGAGAACAGCCCAAUGGCACUGUGCUCAGUCCUUCCAGGUGUUACGAAUGCCGUGACGCCGCCGCAAAUCGGCCGUAUGAAGGUGCGGUUACUUGAUAUCCUUCUGGGUCUGUGCGAUUACGACGAGGAGGGACGCACACUGAGAAACAUUGAUGAUUAUUGCAAACUGGAGAGAAAGUGCACUCUUUACGAUAUUCUUGUCGAGUUGUGUGGGCCUCAGCACGGUCCCGUCGUGCAGGUUGCCGCCCUGCAUCUCAUUGGCCAUUACGCGAUUGCCACAUAUCCCCGUGUCUCACUUGCCGCAACGUGCGCUCUCUGCGUUGAUGUCUUUCGACACACACCGCAUGAGAUGGCAAAGGCUGCAUGUGCCUCGAUGUUGUCAAAUGUAGCAGGAACUCUUGAAGCGAUGGGCAUUCUGGCGGCCCUCAGCGAAGUUGAUGUUGAACUUUUGCAGAGAAUGGCAGAAGCCAUGUGUAGUUAUCGCGGUGCCGCAGGGGCUGACGAUGAUCACGAGGCUGUGAUUCACCACCACGGGCGCUGCAUUCGGAAAGUUUUGCAGCAUUUGUUUUAUGGAUUGCGGGAGGCGUGA